GAUAUAAUGUAUUUUUUCUCUUUAGAUGAUAUCGGCUUGCCGUUUAACGUAAUAUUUCUUCUAUAAAAAUUCAUUAAGAAUGUUAAAAUUCUGGUAUUUGAUUGCUUUCUGGGCAAUCAUUUCAAUGGUAAUUGCUAUACACCGUGACGCCUUACCUGAACAUGAGGAUAUAUCUCCUUUAUCCAAGUACCAUCAUCAUGCGAAAUAUCGUCGUUCUUCACACGGAAGUCAUUCUUCACGCGGUCAUCAUUAUCCUCGUGGAUUAGAAAAGCUUUUCGAGGGGAAAAAAAAGGAAGAAAAAAUUGUCUGUCACAGCGAUGAAUGCAAACUAAUCGCUCGAAUUAUAAAGGAUAAUAUGAAUCAAUCGGUUGAUCCUUGCGAAGAUUUUUAUCAAUACGCAUGUGGUAAGUUUGGGGAAAGUAAUCUGAUUCCAGCUGGCGAGAAGAGUUGGAGUUUCGUUCAGAUGAUGCUAAAUAAUCUUGAACGUCAAGUGCAAGAAAUUCUAGAAUCAAACUCAAACACGGAAGAUUUGUUGACAAUUAAAUUAGGAAAAAAUUAUUACCGAACUUGUACAGAUUACAAGAGCAGAGAACGAAAGGGUCUUGAGCCUUUAGUCACAACUAUGGCAAGAAUUGGUGGUUGGCCGAUGAUAAUGGAACCCGAAGAAUGGGAUGAAACCGAACAUACCUGGCAAAAAGUUGAUGAUUAUUACGCUAUUCUAACGGGAUACAAUUCAUUUUAUAAUAUUGAAGUUCAUAUUUCGCACUUUGGAAACGAAAGUUUGAUAAAGAUGGUAUCACCGCAAAUGCCUACAGGUUCGGAAAAAUUGCGAGUGAAUAAUGAAGAAUCGAACGAAGAAGAUAGUAAAUCAAAUGAUGAAGAUAGUAAAUAUGAGAACACAGAGGAAAGUGAAGAUUACGGAAAUAAUAAAACCAAUAAGGAUAAGAACAAAGAAAAAAAUUUGAAUGACGAAGAUAAUGAUAGUCGACAACAGAAUAGCCAAGAGCAGGACAGUAAAAAUGCAGAUUCUGAAGAAUUAAACAAUUCAAAAGAAAAUCGUAAUAUGACAGAAGAGUAUAUUAAUUUGAUUAGCGAGAUAGCGAUGGCCAUUGCCGAAACUCGAGGAUUUAAAAUUUCCGAAGAUCGUAUUAAGGCAGAUGCUAAUGACCUUGUAAUAUUUCAACAAAAGAUAAAAGAGAUCGAUGAGAACUCCAGGAGCAGUAGUGCGAUUAUAUCGAUUCGUGAAUUUCAAGAUUUAUUUGAUAAUGAGAUUAUUACUACAGAAACUUCUAAGAUUAAUUUCGUCGAUAAAAUAUUAACUUUGUUUGAUUCUGCUAAUGCUAAGAUCGAUGAAGAUGCUAAAAUUUUUAUAGAAUCGGCAGAUUUUUUUGUAGUUCUUAGUUCUUUACUCAAUGAAACAUCGAAUCGUGUUAUUAUCAAUUACAUUCAUUGGCUUUACAUUAGUCAUUUUAUGGACGCUACAACCGAAAGAAUGGAAAUAUUACAUAAAUUUAUGAAAACGGACGAUCAAUCUGAUAAGAAAAUUUUAUCAAAACAGGAUCGGAUUAAAAAAUGUGUAUCGGAAAUAAUGGAUAUGGAUAUUACAGCGUACACCUUUGUUAAGAAAUAUUUUCCUGAUGAAAUCAAAAACACGGCAGAAGAAAUGAUCACAUAUAUACAGGAAGAAGUGGAACGUGAAAUUUCUGAAUCAAAAUGGUUAGAUGAUGAUACUCGUAAAUUUGCUACAGAGAAAGUUCAAAAUAUUAAAAAACUUGUCGGAUAUCCAUCCUGGUAUUCGAAUACUACGAUAAUGAAAAAUUAUUAUAAGGGACUCGUAAUUGGUCCUUCCUAUUUCGAAAACAGAAUGAGUUUUAGCAGAUACGCCAUAUGGAAAAAUUUGCGUAUGUUAAAAAUGGAUACGAAAUAUAAUAUAGAAAGCUACAUUACGCCUUUUAUGUUGAACGCUUUAUAUGCACCAUUUAAUAACAUGAUGUUUGUAACAGCGGCAGAUUUUCAAAAUCCAUUGUUUGCAAUUUCAAGACCACCCAUAAUAAAUUAUGGAAUUAUUGGAGCUGUUAUGGCUCAUGAAGUUAAUCAUGGAUUCGACGAUAACGGACGACUUUAUAACAAAAAUGGUCAACGAAUUGAAUGGUUAGACAUAAUGGUUUCAGCUUAUAACAAAAGAGUCGAAUGCUUCGUCAAUCAAUAUGAUAAUCUGGUACAAGAUGAAGUGCUAAAAAAAAGUGAAGAUCCAUUGAGUUACGGUAAUAGAACUAGAAACGAAAAUAUAGCCGAUUCGAUGGGUCUCGAAGCAUCCUUAGGUGCAUAUCGUAUAUAUAAAAAAAAAAACAAGGACAAGUCAUCGGAAGUUUUACCAGGCUUGGAAAAUUUAAGCAUCGAACAACUUUUCUUUUUAUCUUACGCUAACACCUACUGCGAAGUAGUUAGUCCAAAACAGAUGAAGGAAUAUAAAGAGGAUGAACAUAGUACAGGACAAUUACGAGUACUUGGGCCUAUCUCAAAUUCAAAAAGUUUUGCCAAGUCUUUCAAUUGCCCGGUCGGAAGCCGAAUGAACCCAAAAAGAAAGUGCAACAUUUGGGACUAACUGGAAACGGUAGAUGAUAUUUUCUUUGACUAUCCUCUCGAUCUAUCUUAUUUGAUUUAAUCUUGCGAUGAUGAGUUUUUUGUAAAAUAAAAUAAAUAAAUAAGAUACAAAAACCA
Messenger RNA from Vespa velutina, 2721 nucleotides. Its product is annotated as endothelin-converting enzyme 1-like. The transcript is spliced from 18 exons. Gene Ontology annotation, biological process: protein processing. Gene Ontology annotation, molecular function: metalloendopeptidase activity. The coding region runs from base 80 to 2605 and encodes 841 amino acids. Gene Ontology annotation, cellular component: plasma membrane. The record is from RefSeq and is a predicted model, not a curated record. NCBI's taxonomy places the organism in Eukaryota, Metazoa, Arthropoda, Insecta, Hymenoptera, Vespidae.